AUGGACGGCUUUAGACACGUCUUCCUUAUCCCAUCGGAUGGGAGCUUUUCAUCAGCCCAGGGACAGCAGACGAUGCCGUGGAAGGGCGGGUUCGCGGCAGAUGGGAAGAACACACUUGCUUCCAUAGCCUCUCGCAAAUCAGGUGACGGGGGCAAUGACCAGCGCCUCGUCCUUGGCGGUGUUGCUGCAACGCUUGAGCAUGUAGGCGAAGGUGCUCUUGGCGGCCAUGGUGGUGACAAGAGCAACCCCGUAGAAGGCCCUCGAGGCCGUCGGUUGCCAGACGUCGAGCAGCUGCUCUCGCCUAACCCUAGUGUGGUACAGCAGCCAAAGGAAUUGCUUUUGGAGGAGCUGCUUCACGCUGCAGAACAGGGAUUAGUUCAACCAGGGGCCCGGGAACCGGACGGUCAGCAGUAUGUCGAUAUUUUGACGAAGUCCGACUCGGCGCAAUCCGGAGGGAGAAGAGCUCGCGAUGGCACACCAUCUCCAACCAAGCACUCGGGUCGUGAACGCCGAGGAGAGAAGGGGGCGUCCAGCCGCUCUUCCAACGGGAUCCUCGACAGUCAUUUAGCCCUCCAGACUGCCCUAGUCACAAUGCUGCAUCUUCAGGCACAAGGCGGGCUUCAGCGGAAGCCCGUUUUCCCAAAGCGGAACUUGCUGUGCUUGAGUUUCUUGAGAUUGGGCAUCUGCCCAAAUAGGGAAAGCUGCAACUAUGCGCACAACAUGACGGAACUACAGAAGAAGCUGGAGCUGCGGAAGACAUCUUUGUGUAAAUACUGGUUAAAGGGAAAAUGCGAGAAUGAGGAUUGCAAUUUUGCUCACGGAGAGCACGAGCUUCAGUCGACUGUUGGUGUUUUCAAAACAACCAUAUGCAAGUAUUGGCGACAGGGCUGUUGCUACAGUGGAGAACUGUGCAGGCACGCACAUGGAGACGCGGAUCUUCGACCGGAGAACCUUCCUCCUCACCUAGAGAGGAAGAAACGGCAGCAGCAGCAGUCUCGGCUUAGUGGACGGGGCUCAGGCCAUAGAAGGGAAAGGAUGCCAGCAGGCUGCGGUGCAGAAGCCGUGGAAGAGAACCGUGACAAAUUGAAGGACAAAGGUGAAGUCACGUUUGACUGCCUGCGGCAGGUAAUAAAUGGAGGAAUGCUACCUGACUCGGGCGCCAACGCGUCGGCAUCUUCUUUGGACACACUUUUGGCCAAGGUGAACUCUCUGAAGCGUUGGGACACCCAAGGUUCAAGUAGUUCGGACCGCUCAACGGAUGCUUUGUUGUCACCAGCUUCGGAAUCUCCCAGGUGCUUGCCGUCUCGCAGUUGUACGAGCAUCUCUUCAGCAUCAAUGUGGAGUUUAUCACCGGAGCACAGUUUCACUUCGUCUACGGCGACCGGAUUGGGAAAUGGCUGCGCGCUCCCCAGGCAGGCUGCACCUCUCCUGACCCGAUGUUCUGAUAUAGCAUUCGAUGGCUCGACGCUAGUGGGUGCGCAGACGGCUCUUCUGGCCGUCCAUGGUUCCAGGCGUAGCACUGAGCCUGCCUUCGGGACAAACUCCCUGAUGGAUGCUCAGGAGGUCUUUGGUGCAUAUGGGAAGUCGUACUCGUCGCCCAUUCAGUUGCAUAGCUCUACGGCUCCUCCACCAGGGCUUACAGGUCUACAUAGCUUACGUGGUACAGAGGAGAUGCAUUGCCGCUUACCACGGCGACGAUGCGAUUUGGACAAAAUAGUCCGAGAGGGUUCACCGUACAGGGAGAAGGAUGCAUCACGAACUGCAUUUGCAGAGAACGGUGCAGAAGGCGGGAACAGCAUCACAUGGUCAGCAGCUUGGUAA
Molecule: messenger RNA, 1821 nt
Organism: Eimeria necatrix
Lineage: Eukaryota; Apicomplexa; Conoidasida; Eucoccidiorida; Eimeriidae
Exons: 3
Coding region: 1-1821 (606 amino acids)
Molecular function (GO): metal ion binding
Source: RefSeq, a predicted model, not a curated record